AUGACUGUCUUUAACCAUACUAGUGUUAGCCACACAGUCUUCUACCUUAUGGGCAUCCCUGGCCUUGAGGACCAGCAUGUGUGGAUCUCUAUCCCCUUCUUCAUUUCCUAUGUCAUCGCCCUGCUUGGGAACAGCCUGCUCGUCUUCAUUAUCCUCACCAAGCGCAGCCUGCAUGAACCCAUGGACCUCUUCCUCUGCAUGCUGUCCGGAGCAGACCUUGUCCUCUCCACGUGCACAGUCCCUCAGGCUUUGGCCAUCUUCUGGUUCAAUGCGAGGGAGAUCUCCCUGGAUUGCUGCAUCACUCAACUCUUCUUCAUCCAUUCCACCUUCAUCUCUGAGUCAGGGAUCUUGCUGGUGAUGGCAUUUAACCACUACAUAGCCAUAUUCUACCCACUGAGAUACACCACUAUUCUUACGCAUACACUGAUAGGGAAAAUCGGUGUGACUAUCUUUUUGAGAAGUUAUGGUACAAUUUCCCCAAUAAUAUUUCUUCUGAAAAGGCUAACUUUUUGUAAAAGUAACAUUUUUCCAACCACUGUUUGUGAGCACAUCGCCGUGGCCAAAUUUUCCUGUGAUGACAUACAAGUAAACUUCUGGUAUGGAUUUUUUGUCCUAUUGUCAACAGUGACCUUAGAUGUUGUGCUAAUAUUUGUGUCAUAUAUGCUUAUUCUCAGUGCUGUCUUCCGCAUCCCUUCUCGAGAUGCUCGCCACAAGACUCUCAAUACAUGUGGCUCUCAUGUCUGUGUCAUCAUACUCUUUUAUGGACGUGGGAUCUUCUCAGCUUUCACUCCUCGCUUUGCACAUCAUAUCUUACCCCGUCAUAUCUUACUGGCCAGUGUUUGCAUUCUGGCUCCUACUAUGCUGAAUCCCAUCAUUUAUGGGAUCAAAACUAAACAGAUCCGGGACCAGGUAUCUCAGGUUUUGUGUCAAAAAAAGAUAUGA
Molecule: messenger RNA, 942 nt
Organism: Capra hircus (goat)
Lineage: Eukaryota; Metazoa; Chordata; Mammalia; Artiodactyla; Bovidae
Product: olfactory receptor 52B4-like
Biological process (GO): G protein-coupled receptor signaling pathway
Cellular component (GO): membrane
Molecular function (GO): G protein-coupled receptor activity; olfactory receptor activity
Source: RefSeq, a predicted model, not a curated record